AGCUUAUUGGAGGAAAUGACACUGAUGAAGCACCGGCUGUAAUGGAAUUUCUGAAAUGGCGGGGAGGCACGCCAUUGGCCCAUGCGCUCGUUUAUGGCUGCGUCCUCAAUCUAUGGAUGCAUCAUGGAGUCUGCUACAUUCUGCUUCGGCUCCUGGGUGCCUCUCGCGUCUCGUUGACUUCCUGUGAGGUGAAGCCAGGGCUCCUAUUUAUUCAUGCAGAUAUCAUGGUAGAGACACAGCGGUAUUGUCUCCGAUGGAGCAAUUAUCAGUCCAACGUCAUCUCAGCCUUUUCGGCGUUGAUGAAAGAUGAAGACUUUGUUGACGUCACAUUGGCCUGCGAAGGCAAGAGUUUGAAAGCCCACAAAAUGCUCCUUUCGGCAUGCAGUCCCUAUUUCCGGGAGCUGCUGAAGGGUAAUCCCUGCCAGCACCCAAUCCUCAUUCUCUGUGAUAUGAAGUUCUCUCACCUCCAAUCCAUUCUUCAUUUUGUAUAUCAUGGAGAAGUAGAUGUUUCCCAGGAUGACCUGGGAGACUUUCUGAAAACAGCAGAUGUUCUCCACAUAAAGGGCCUUGCUGAAGAACGGUCAGCAGCUGGAAAUAAGACUGUUGAGUUGAAAGGCAUUUUGCCAGGAAAAGGGUUGAGCAGUCACCGAUCCUUUCCUGCAUCCACAUCAUUUACACCGGUGACACCUUCCUCUUCUACACAUACAGCUGCUCCACAUGACUCUUCACAGCCAAGCACUCCCCGGUCCCUGGACUCUAAUAACACCAAUGACUCUGACCGACCUCUGGAGAUAGUUGACUAUUCUUGCGAGAUAUCUCCAAAGAAAGAGGGAGGAGAGGAAUCUGACAGUGAGGCAGGGAGCAGCAGAAUGGAUUGUGAUGGUGGAGGAACUGCGCUCAAUGUUGGCUACAACACUCCCAUGAACCUCUCUCGAGACAUGAGCAAUCUCUUCAACAGCAAUAGCAACAGUGGAGGGGCGAGUGCUUACUCGCCUCUUGCUGCUGCUGCAGGCAUUCCCCCCACAACCCCCACUGGAGCUCAUCCUGUCUCCUUAAUGCCCUUUCAGGGUCUCCUUACUCCAGGUUCUGAACCUGGAAGCGCAUCAGGACGAAGCCCAUCGUCUUUUCACCCAAGUGGACGACGACCUCGCACUGUCUUUGAUCAGCACCAGUUAAUGACCCUGAAAACCUACUACAAGUACAAUACAAAUCCAAACUCCAGUGAAAUCACUAGACUUGCCCAAGGACUUGGUCUUGAUCGGCGAGUCAUCAAGGUCUGGUUUCAGAAUAAACGAACACGGGAGCGGGAGAAGUCUCUCUCCGUUUUCCCUCCUCUCCCACAAGACCAGUCCAUAGUUGAAGGGGUAUGGUUCCAGAAUGAGAGGGCAAAACAUCGAAAAUUAGCUAUGUGGAGAGCAUCAACAGGUGAUGAUUCAACAUCAACAGCUCCCACUAGCAGCUCCAACAAAGUAUCAGGCAACGAUGCUGGGAGCAGUGGGGAUGAUGGCACAGUUGAACCCAAGAUAGAAUUUUCAUGUGGUGCCAGUUACAGCUCUGAAUCAAAAGCAUGGGUUCAAAACAAGGCAAUACUGACACAGAAUGAGGAGAAGCUCAGACCCCAGCAACCUGUUAUUGAGAGGUCUUGGUAUCGAAAUGAGCAAGCAGAGCACCAGAAGUCAGUUUGGCCUAGUUCAGGGUCACAAGAAGCAAGUUCCACCAGUGAGACAGGGGUGUCAGAUACUAAGCCUGAUGAGGGACAAGGUGAAUCCCAUUCAGAAAUGGACUCCAAAGUGAACUCAUACCCACAGUCAUCAUAUGGUGCAAAAGAGCGGGACCAGGAUGAAUCUUCCACGUGAAGUCAGCUUCAAGACCCACUGUCUGUCAGUUUCUAGUCAAGAGUGGUGUGGCGUGCCAUAUUGGAAGAGUGCUAAAAAUGAGAAUCGUUUUGCCAAAUCCUGUUCUGGCGGGUCAAGAAGAGUAAGGAAACAAGUGAAUCAAAAUUCCUUGGUACCUGUGUGUGAUGAUCAUUUGGCAUGUGGGCCCCCCCUCCCCCCAUCCCUUCCUUUUUUCCACACCCUUUGUCUUGUUCUUUGGUUGUUCACUUUACUGAAUUUUUGCAGAAGGUAACCUAAGAGAUCUACUCACAAGUUCUACUGCUUUAUUAAUAUUCCUCUAGGCCCAAGUGAUAUUAUUUGGAGACAAAAAGUAAUGGGAAAUUUCCUUAUACAUGUCCCUUCAUCAUUUUCUUAAAUAUUCCCUUUUUAUCAUUGUUCAUCUUUGUUUCCUAGCACUCUUGAGUUCACCUUCAGGUUGUUCACCUAACUUCUAGUCAGUUAGUGAGUUCUUGCCUUGUCCCACUUCCUCCUUACUGUAUAUCUUGUCCACGUGGUGCCAUAUUUGCCAGGACCUGCAUUUAGCCGUCUUUGGGUUUUAGCCAACAUGAAAGCACAGAUUGGCCAGAUCUCUCUUGAUUUGGCUGCACUCUUUCUUUCACAUGGCGUGAUAAUCAACCAGAUGCCUGAAUUCGAAACUAUAGUUCCUAAUGCAAGUGAGUACUUUUUCCACUUGGGAACCCAAGUCCUGUCCAUGGUAUGUGUGUGGAUGCUUGAGAGAGAAAGAUUGAAAUCCAGAUUAACCCUUUCUAUAGAUCAAGAAAACCAAGUCACAACCCAAUCAAGAUGGCUGUGACACAUGUACAUAGAGUUGGGGGGCAAAUUAUGUGAUGUACAUUGAUAUUUGUUCAUAGAGCUUGUGCAGUGGGAUGAGAGGGACUGCUCUCUGUCUCUAUAUACUCUGUUGAGUGAUAAUUAUAUCCAAGAGGACUUUCUACGGUCAGUCAUAAUAGGCUGUGGCAUCCAUGGCAGAGCAGUGCUUUGACCUUCAGCAGAGAUGAGAAGUCUCUGUCCAUCGAAAUUCAUCAGAAAGCCUUCCUUCUUUUCCCACUGUCACACUUGGUUGAUAGCUGGUUUAUUUGUGGAGUAGCUGAAGCAACUGAAAGUGAUUCAGAAACAGACAUUUUGCCUCUUCUUUUUCUUGAUUUCUUAAUGUACCGUGUUGAUGUCGGUACACCUAGUUGAGUUGCAGUCCUCCUAACAGUAUUAAGUUUGUGUUAUGAAUUUUUAUAAAGGCAGAAAGAGCAAAGUUGGCUUUGUGUUUUAUCUUUUCACUUUCUUUCUCAGUGUCUUUUGUUGGGUCUUGCUCAAAUGAUCCUGCUUUCUGACUUUCUGUAUUUUGUGUGCUGUUUGCCAACCGCAUUCAUUUCAUGAUAUGCAGAAGUUGAUUUGUGAAUCAUGUGGUUCAUUCUUACAGCUUCUGCAUAGGAAUCAAUUUCAGGAAGGAAAUAUUGGCUUCAUGAUGUGUGCUCUUCGAUCUCAUGUGCUUCCAAGCACUAGCUGCAUCAUGCAUAAACCUUCUGUUCUCUAAUUAAUAAAAAUUCAAUUGUGCAACCAACUUGUCACUGAAUAUCAGUUUGAAGGAAUUUCUUUUCAUGCCUUCUAGUACAAAGAGACAGAAAGCCACUUUUGCAUGAAAACAGGUUGUUAGGCAGCUUAUAUUUUUCAUCCAUUUCAUCACACGUUUGAUACUGUGACUGCUUCAGUUCUUUCUAUGAUGGAAUUGGAAUUGUGUUUCUCGUUCUUUGUUCCUAGGUCUUUUUCUUUAUGUUCUCCUCGUGUGUGGGGAAACUUUUGUAUGGAGCAUGGAAUAAAUAUAUGGACUAUUGC
This is a messenger RNA of Darwinula stevensoni, 3722 nucleotides long. Lineage: Eukaryota; Metazoa; Arthropoda; Ostracoda; Podocopida; Darwinulidae. The record is from the annotation of a GenBank genome assembly.